Molecule: messenger RNA, 3444 nt
Organism: Zeugodacus cucurbitae (melon fly)
Lineage: Eukaryota; Metazoa; Arthropoda; Insecta; Diptera; Tephritidae
Product: dihydropyrimidine dehydrogenase [NADP(+)]
Exons: 9
Coding region: 79-3369 (1096 amino acids)
Biological process (GO): uracil catabolic process; 'de novo' pyrimidine nucleobase biosynthetic process; thymine catabolic process
Cellular component (GO): cytosol; cytoplasm
Molecular function (GO): NADP binding; dihydropyrimidine dehydrogenase (NADP+) activity; iron-sulfur cluster binding
Source: RefSeq, a predicted model, not a curated record
AAAUACAAACUUCAUACAAUUUUCAAGCUUACGAAAGCAUUUCAAUAUUUUACAAAAAAAAUACGUAUAUUUUUUCAAAUGUUUACAAAUUUAGCACACUUACGCGCAUCAGUAUUGAUUACGCAACGAAUUUCACGACGACUUGGUACGAGACCCUACCGCGUGCUCUCUCGCGUGGGUUUUGCAAAUGCAGACUUCCAUACACAGACUUGUCUAACGUCCAAAGCCAAAGCCAAAUGUCCGGAGGGUACACUCUCAAAGGACCCACCCGAAAUCACGAAAAAACUCGCACAGCAUGCUUGUUGUAAAUGUAAGUGCUGUGUGGUGCCAACCAUCGUAACCAAAACGGCGAAAAAACACUGGAAACGCAAUAAAGAGCGCAAUCCAACGGGUGACUUAUUUCUACUCAAUAACUUUGAUGACAUCAAGCAUACAACGCUCUCGGAACGUGGAGCGCUUAAAGAGGCGGCACGUUGCCUCAAAUGUGCCGAUGCGCCUUGUCAGAAGUCCUGUCCCACACAGAUCGACAUCAAGAGCUUCAUCACAAGUAUUGCUAAUAAGAAUUAUUAUGGCGCUGCAAAGAUAAUAUUCUCCGACAAUCCUUUGGGUCUCUCUUGCGGCAUGGUGUGCUCCACCAGCGAUCUCUGUGUUGGUGGCUGUAAUUUGCAAGCUACCGAAGAGGGCCCCAUCAAUAUUAGUGGCCUGCAGCAUUUCGCCGUCGAACGUUUCAAGGAAAUGGGUGUGCGUCAAAUACAUCCACCCAAUGUGAAGAAGUUAAAAGAUCCCAACAAGAAGAUUGCUCUAAUUGGUGGUGGACCGGCUUCGCUAUCGUGCGCUACAUACUUGGCGCGUUUGGGUUAUAAGGAUGUGACGAUCUAUGAGAAAAGCUCUUAUCUUGGUGGCUUGAGCGCAUCGGAGAUACCACAAUUUCGUUUACCUGUGGACGCAGUCAAUUUCGAGAUACAACUUGUUAAGGAUUUAGGUGUGAAGUUUGAGUUGAAUCGUUGUUUGUCCACCAAGGACUUAACGGUUGAAUGUUUACUCAAAGAUGGACAUCAGGCAGUUUUCUUAGGCUUUGGCUUACCCGAAGCAAACAUAGAUCCGGUUUUCUGUGGUUUAGACGAAUCCAAGGGAUUUUAUACAUCGAAAACGUUUCUUCCCUGCGUGUCAGGUGGCUCCAAACAAGGUAUUAGCAAGGAAAGCAAACUGCCCAAAUUGUCGGGCAAUGUGAUUGUGUUGGGCGCUGGAGACACAGCCUUCGAUUGUGCGUCAUCCGCUUGGCGUUGUGGUGCACAACGUGUGCUUGUCGUGUUUCUGCAUAGUACCGCGAUGAUACCCGCACUACCCGAAGAGAUUGAGUUGGCGCGUGAAGAGUGGUGUGAGUUGGUACCAUACUCGAAAGCCAGCAAGGUGAUCUUAGAGGAUGAUAAGAUUUGCUCUGUCGAAUUCAUACGCACCGAUAUGGACAUAGAUGGCAAAAUUAGUGAAGACAAGGAGCAGAAAACAUAUCUACCAGCCAAUUUCGUCAUAUCCGCCUUUGGUUCGGGGCUCAAUGAGCAGGAAGUAAUUGAUGCCAUGAAGCCGUUGAAACUCGACAAAAAGAAUCUACCAAAAGUCGAUUCGAAAACUCUACAAACCAGCGUACCGCAAGUGUUUUGUGGUGGUGACUUAGGCGGUUACGCCAAGACGACUGUGGAGUCGGUGAAUGAUGGUAAAGUUGCUGCUUGGAGUAUGCAUUGCCAGCUCGAAGGUCUACCCCUGGACACGCCAGCCGAUUUGCCGCUUUUCUACACUGACAUCGAUAAUGUAGACUUGUCGGUUGAUGUUUGCUACCAGUAUCUUGAUCGUAAAACUUGCAAAAAAGAGAUGCGCGCACUCAAGUUACCAAAUCCAUUUGGUUUAUCUUCCGCGCCGCCCACAACAACGGCUGCUAUGUGUCGUCGCGCUUUCGAACAGGGUUGGGGUUUUGUUGUUGUGAAGACAUUCUGCCUCGACAAAGAUAUGGUGACCAAUGUCUCACCACGCAUAGUACGUGCCACGACAUCUGGCUACAACUAUGGACCAAAUCAGGGUGGUUUCCUCAACAUCGAAUUGAUCUCGGAGAAACGUGCCGAUUACUGGUACAAGACUAUAGCUGAACUGAAAAAAGAUUUUCCCGACAGAGUUGUUAUUGCGAGCAUAAUGUGUCCGGCUAUUGAAGAAGACUGGAAGGAUAUGGCACCAAAGGCAGAGAAGAGCGGUGCAGACGCUAUAGAGCUAAAUCUAUCUUGCCCACAUGGCAUGGGUGAGUCCGGUAUGGGUUUGGCCAUUGGUCAAGUGCCAGAACAAGUAGAGAAAGUUUCAAAAUGGGUCAGCGAAUGUGUUAGUGUACCGGUUUUCGUCAAAUUGACACCGAACAUCACCGAAAUAGUUGAUAUCGCAUCGGCUGUAAAACGCGGUGGCGCAGCUGGCGUAACCGUCAUAAAUACCGUACAGACGCUGAUGAUGCUAAAAGCGGACGGCACAGCUUGGCCAGCUGUAGGCAAUGAGAAGCGCACCACAUACGGUGGCAUGUCGGGCAAUGCAACACGUCCGAUAGCGUUAAGAGCCAUCUCGUCGAUCGGUAGUAAAGUACCAGGCUUGGCAAUACUCGGAUGUGGCGGUAUUGACUCUGGUGAUGCAGCAUUACAAUUUCUACAUGCGGGCGCCUCAGGUCUACAAGUAUGUUCAGCCGUGCAGAAUCAAGAUUAUACUGUGGUGCAGGAUUACAAGAGUAGUUUGCAAGCUUUGUUAUACCUGAAAGCGAAUCCGCCACCAAAAAAUCCCGAAUUAUGGGAUGGUCAAUCGCCGCCAACUCCAGUACAUCAGAAGGGCAAACCUGUAGCGCAUAUAUCUGCCGGCGGCGACAAGACUUUGGGCUACUUUGGUCCGUAUCAACAACAGCGAGAACAGAAACUAUUCAAAGAACGCAAAGAGAAGGGUCCACUUGCACAGGAUGAUUGUAAGUCAACCGAUAAAAAGAAAGCUGGCGGCGGUAAACCGAAGCCGGCAUUGGAAGUAAACGAUGUUGUCGGCAAGGCACUCAGUCGCAUUGGCACUUUUAAAGAGCUCGACACCAAACAACAGAAAGUGGCACUAAUUAACCCAGAUCUUUGCGUAAAUUGUGGCAAAUGCUAUCUCACAUGCAAUGACUGUGGCUACCAGGCUAUAGAGUUCGAUGCCAAGACGCAUAUACCGCUGAUUGGCGAGGACUGCACGGGUUGCACACUUUGCGUCUCUGUGUGCCCCAUUAUCGAUUGCAUCACUAUGGUGCCCAAAGAAAUACCACACGUCAUCAAGCGCGGUUGUGGUGAGAACACGGUCAUUGAAGUUCCGAAAAAGAAAUCGUAAUACCCAAUCUACAUUUAUUCAUAUAUUCAUUUAUCAUAUAAUCUUUUUAUGAAAUAUAAUACUUUCGUUUUGUAA